This is a messenger RNA of Anopheles bellator, 7776 nucleotides long. RefSeq lists its product as uncharacterized. Gene Ontology annotation, molecular function: zinc ion binding. Gene Ontology annotation, cellular component: nucleus. The transcript has 6 exons. The coding region runs from base 1 to 7476 and encodes 2491 amino acids. The record is from RefSeq and is a predicted model, not a curated record. Lineage: Eukaryota; Metazoa; Arthropoda; Insecta; Diptera; Culicidae.
AUGGCAAUUGGCCAAUCUGGCCUAGACAGGGUCUGCCGGCUGUGCUGCCACGAUGAAACUACUCUACGCGGGUUGUUUCCGGGCGGCUACAAAGAUGAGGUUCUUUUACGGAAAAUUUUCGAAUGCACGACUGUACAGAUUUCGUUCAACGACGAUUCGGAUGCCCUGAUAUGCUAUGGGUGUUUGGGCAAAAUAGACGAGUUCUACCAGUUUCGAGAACAAUGCCGUACCAACGAUGCACUGCAGAGGAAUUGGAAGCGCCGCGUGAAUCGAAGCAUGGAAGCCUCUCGGUCCACGCUGAUCCCGGUGAAUGAUGUUAAGCAGGAACAGGAUAUUGAGUACGACUACUGUGACAUCGAUAUUGACGACGAUCAGGAAGAUCCUGUGCGGUUCCAGACGAACAGCGGUUUGGAAGAGUCCGCAUUGGGGGAGGAGUCACUUCCUGGCCCAGCUAUGCUACUGGAUUCAUCGAUCUCGCAAGAGGAGGGCGGAGCGCAUUGUGCUGUUCGCGUGAAGCAAGAACCGGAUGAUGAAGACAUCGAUGACACGAUGUAUGUCUGGAACGAGGAAGAAUCGCUUCCGACUGAGAAGCAAUCGGCCACUCCCACCCUGUUGCCUAUUAUCGAGAACGCUUUCAGUACUGCACCUGAGACCUCUUUCGGUGAUGCCGUUGCGAAACACCGGCACAUCCAGUGUGCCAGUGGUCAGGUGUACCUGUUCCGGGAAGGAUUCUUGUACCUACGCAAACCGUCUGGCUCGGGGAAUCAUGUCGGCUGCGCCAACAAUGCCGGUGCCAACGCUUCCGGCUGGCGGUGCCGAAAAUUUGACUGCGACGCUGCUCUGCACCGAAACCGUGCCCGUCAAAUUGUGUCGAACGGCAUCCGCCAUAACCACAGCCGAGAACAGCAACCGAACGCUACCGACGCCGAAGUGCUGGCGUAUCUCGGUGAGUCGACACCGAAAUCGCAAUUCCUGAAGCCAUUUGUGUUGGCCCGGAACGUAUGGAAACCUACCCACUUUCGGUACGUGAAAAACGUCAGAAAUGGAAGGUCAAUAGUCCACGACGGUUACCGGUACAGUAAGAAGCACGCCCGGACGGAUGGAACGUCGUUCUGGAAGUGUCGUUUGAACGGUGGCACUUGCCCGGCAGGUUUGUUCCUCACCCCGAGAAAUACGAUCCGCAUUACUGGCAGCCACAAUCACAAACGGCACCUUGGCAAGGCGCCAAGGAGGAAAUUAAAGUCGCACCUCGAGUAUGACAAUGGUGGAGAAGAGACCGGUGCCGAUGAUGCGGAGAGCGAAGAGUCACCGAAAGUGGAGCCCGUCGGAAGCGAUGCGCAAGAGACGGAAGAGAUCAGCUUGAGUGACUACUUGAGCACGCACAUGGAAGAAAGCGAUCCCGCGCAAUUGCAGGCAACCACCGGCAAUAGCGAAUUUGCACAAGAACCCGCCGCAGGCAGCAGUGGAGCGGCCAGUAAGGGUGGUGCUCCGGGCACUUUGCGCCAGGGUUAUAACUUCCAAAUUGUGCGCAAUGUGAACCAGAAGCUGCGUCUCCUAUUUGACGGCCAUCUGUACGUAAAGGAACAUCAACGGAACGACGGAGCAAUCGUUUGGCGCUGCCGGAGGAACUACGACAAGUGUAGCGUACUUGCGGUCCAACACCAAGGUGGGUUGGUGGAGAUCUUGGGAGACCAUUCGCACGGUCACCUGCAGGAACGCCGUUCGAAUAUACUAGUUGAACCAUCAGGAACGUUCGCUUACCGACUAGUGAAGAUGGCGCACAACAUAGAGCAGCUCAUCUACGAUGGGCAUCGGUAUCAGAAAACGGUCACCAAGGGCGACGGUUCGACCAUAUGGCGGUGUGUCCGAAGGUCUACUAACUGCAAGGAAUCGGUCGUCCUUUCGGCGGACGGCAAGGUGUACGAGAUGCAGUCGCAGAACCAUCCUCACAAGCCCUCGGAACUGCCGAUUCCGGAUCGUGUGGUCGAGGAGAACCGACGACGGCACACAGAGACCCCGGCCCUGAAAGUGACUGUUGCUGGACAGAAAGACAUCUGUCGAAAACAGAUCAGAAAACCACGGCCCAUCCCCGUCGGUCACGUGACUUGCGUCCCAAUGGAAAUGCAGCGCCGGUACUCGUACCGUAUAGUAAACAACGUCAAGGGUUACGAAUCUCUAAAGCACGGGGGCUACCGGUACUGCAAAAACCGGGUUCGUUUGGAUGGGACCAUCAAGUGGCUGUGUAAGAUGAACAACAAAACAUGCGGCGCCUGGUUCAACAUGGAAGCCAACGGAAGCAUUCCGACGAUCGCCAGCGUAACGCACAACCACGAACCAUCAGAGGACGAUGUGCUGCCGCUGCAACGGAUGCCUAGGACUAGGCCACCGUCGGAACUGUCGGACGUGAAGGAGUACCCCAUCGACGAGCGAACGUUCGCCAAAAGUGAGUGGUACUUUGUAAAGAACAUGAAGAAUGGCAGCAGUUUGAUUCAUGCUGGUUAUCGGUACACGAAGAAGGGCGAACGGGUGGACAAAUCGUCACUGUGGCGGUGUGCAUUUUUUACGAAAAAGUGUAGGGCCGGGAUUAUACUGUACCCGAACGAAACGAUCGCCAAAGCGGACCUAAGUGAACACAUUCAUCCACCGAACGAUAUGGAUAAUGUGGAGCAGGAGUGCGAAACAGCGGACGAAGAUGGCGAACAGGAGGAGGAGGAGGAGGAGAAUGUAAGGGAUGAACAACAAGAAGUGCUAGACAUGGGCGCAAUUGGCACCGACACGUUCGAUCUGUCGGGAGGCAUCAACGAAGACGCGGAUCCGGAGGCGAUGAUGCGCUCGCUGCUCAACACGUCGCUUGGUGUGGGAGACGGCGAUCCCAAAACGGACAACGAUCCGAUCUUUCUGUCGAAGGAGGAAGCGGGCUAUCGGUUGGUGAAGAACCGGCGCCAAACGAACAGUCUUCUGUUCCAAGGCUACAGAUACUCGCUCCAAGGUACCCGCGCAAACGGAUCUGUUGUGUGGCUGUGUCAGAUGAACAACAAAACGUGCAAGGCAUCGGUCAGGAUCCACCCGGACGAUCGGCUCGAGGUCGUUAACGUUCAUCACAACCACGGAAGGCUGGUGGAGGACAGCGAAGACUACGCGCAGCAGCAAGCAGCGAACCGCAGCAUCCAACAGCAGACGCCAGACAAAAAGUAUUACUACAGCAUGAAUCGGUGCAAUCGCCUAUGCGUCAUCUACGACAGCUGUCGGUACGGCAAUCCCACCAAACGCGUCGAUGGGAGUUGCGUUUGGCGCUGCGCAAUGAAUGGUGGCACGUGCCUGGCCAGUGUGCUAAUCUUGGCCAAUGGUACUUUGACAAAGCGAGCUGGCUUUCGGCACAACCACCAACCGUUAACCGUGCUUCCGGUGCGGGUAAGUGGUCCCGUGGAAAGCGAGGCAGCAACGGAAGUGCCACAGGUGAGACCAAAGGAUCCGUGGAACAGUGCAAAGGCGGUGAUUAAGGGGAACAUCCUUAGCUGGAAGCAGUACCGUUAUCGAAAGCAAACGACACUGUCAGACGGUACGGUACUGUGGGCUUGCGCCACUUCCGACGUAUGCAUGGGCAGAGCGAAGGUUGUGGUGCAGGGCAACCAGAUGAGAAUACAGAGUUCGCGUAAUCACAACCACGACCCAGUGCUGCCUGUCGGAGGGCAACAAGCGGCGCCGAGAGUGUCGGUGACAAAGCGUGAAAAUCCCUACAAACUGUACCGAACACCUAACGGAAGCAUGGCCCUCGUUUACCAACAGAAUAGGUUCCUGUUGAAAGGCCGCCGUGAGGAGGAUGGCGUCACGGCUUGGGUGUGCUGCGGAACAAAAGUGCGCUGCCCCGUACUCAUCUACGUUAACGCGCACGGCGAGCUAGUGAACGAAAACAAUACUGAACAUACGCAUGCUCCCACCGACGUAGCCGUCGCGCCAGACAUAAAAGUGCUUCAGUUAGACGGCCAACAAUCGUGGGACGAAUUCAUCCAGGACUGCUUGAAGAACUCAGCGUCCGCGUCGGGCAGCGAUGAUCCGGAAGCGCUCCAGAAACUGCCGAAUAACGUUCUGCGGUAUCGUAACUACGUCUACCGGCUCGCCCUAACCAGGGACGAUGGCAUCGAGUACUGGCGCUGUUGUCGAUACCAAUCCGACGAGUGUCGUAGCAUGCUGCACUGCCGUAACAACGGCACGGAGUUGGUGGACAAUCGGCACAAUGGCAUGCGGCACAAUCAUGAUCACGAGGCGCCCCAAGGAACGUUUCCACCGCUCGAGGAGCUGGAUCAAGACGCCAGCGUUUGUGCGCUAAAACUCCGAGAAGGUGAAACGUACACCGCCUUCGGUACAUACGGGAUAAUGCGGAGACGUGGUGGUACGAAAUCGCUCGUCCACCGCGAUCGACGAUACUAUCUUGCGUACACAUUGACCGACGGAGUAUCCGUGUGGCGAUGCGCGCAACGCAAGCGCUGCAAAUGCCCGGCCGUGAUAAGGAUCGCAACCACUGGCGAGAUGCUAUGGACGAAUGAGCAUCGUCACAAUCAUCCGGCUGAGAAUUCGCUGAACACCAGCGCCGGCAGCACCAAUGGGGACGAAACACAGCCAACGAAGGAACAAAGCCCUGCGUCGCCCCAAGCCAGGCCGACGCCGACGCUACCGAAAACUAGGGGACGGAUGCUUGAAUCAAACGGAACCCGUAACUUUACGUAUGAGGGGCGACACGGUAGGACGGUAGUCUCCGAAGGAUACCGGUACUGCUGCACCUGGCAGCGGAAGGACGGAACCGGGUUCUAUCGGUGCCUCGGUUACGGUAGCCAUGCUUGUCCGAUGAAGGUGAAGGUUUGCCCGAACGGAAAGCUGUACCCACAUCGUGGUGAGCGCCAUUCGCACCCCAUUCCGGAGAGCUCGAAGCGGAAAGGUAGCUUCGCCGUGACUGACACGCCGGAGCCGAAAACACCUGCACCACUACUAGAACCCCCGCGGCGAGAAAGAAGGACAGUCAGCUCGUGGAAGUUGGAUGCGCGUGCGUGCAAAAAUUACCGGAUCGUCGCGACACUCCGUGGUACCAUGCUGCAGCAUGAGGGAUUCGAGUAUUGGACGCAUAGCCGGCUGGCGGAUGGGUCGAUAACGUACCGCUGUCGACUGCAGUUCAAGCAACGUUGUCUAGCGUCGGUGCAUCUGGAAAAACCUUCGAAGGUGCUCUACGUGCGCAAUGAUUUGUGUCACAAUCAUCCCGAGACGGAUGUGAGCUAUGUCGCUGCUAUGAAAACUGAAAGCGGCCAGUCGGUCAACCGGCCGGAGCAGUGCCCAGCAGUGCCGAACGAGGCUCAGCCGAAACAAUCGUCACCGGCGGCGGACGAAUGCAGCGCUACGACCAACGUUGAGGAACUUGAGGAAGCCGCGGAAGAGCAAGCGGGUGAGCAAGCGGAUGAGCUCGCGGGCGAUGAGGGGGACGAUGAUCAGAAGGAAGAAGGUAACCAAGCGAGUGACCUGGAGGAUGAUAAAGAGGGAGACCAAGCGGCCGACAGCGCGGUCGAUCGGGUGAGUGGCCACGCUGGAGAAAGCCAUGUCGUAACCAAAAAAUAUACUUUCGGCAAGAUGGCGCCGCACAAGCGUUACCUGAUCCACGAUAAGCACCUGUACGAGUUCGAGGCCGACCAGCCUGACGGGAGCAAAAAGUACUGUUGCCACAUGAAAGCGGUUGCCAAGUGCAGCGCGUCCGUCGUGCUGCUGAUUCCGUCCGCACGGCUGCAGGUUCCGCUACGACUUGUGCACGACCACGAUCCACCGGUUGCGGACUACAUGAAGGACGUGAAGAUCAUUGGCCGCGGCUGUAAGGAUUUUAAGUUCAUUGAAUCUAAAAACGGGAGCAAGAUGCUGCUGUUCCGCGGAGAACGCUACCAGGCUCCUCGCCAGAAAUCGGACGGAUCGAUCUCUUGGUACUGCUACGAACUGACGUCGAAGGGGAGGAAGUGCUACUUGUUGCAAGAACUGCUACCGAACGGUCGUGCGGCCCCGCCCAGCGAGAGGGCUCACGAUCACGUGUCAUUCGCCGAGAUGACGGAGCGCGCCGUCGAAGCACCUCCACCGAAGGCCCCCGCCGCGGACUCGGCGAAGGCAACAACGCACACGAAAAUACUGCGGAACGGUGGGUUCUGGUACGAGUUUGGGCGCGAAUGUCACAACGGGUCGGUCCUGUGGCUCUGCCGGCGCAAACACAGCUGUGAGGCCUCCAUUUACCGACUAUCGGACGGCCGGAUUCUGAAGGGCCUCAAGGCGGAGCACACGCAUCCGCCGGAGGACAUUGCACAAGAAUCCACUGUCAAGACGGCAGAAUCGUCCAAUGCAAAAUCGUCAGCCGCGGCUACGAACACUUCCGUCAGCUCGACGUCCAAAUCGCUCUUCAAGGUGAAAUCGUCGCACAAGAAAGGUGAGGGAUCGCUUUGGCACGCCGGGAAUCGCUUUUGGUUUUACUACAUGCGCAAUGACGGGAUGGAACACUGGCGAUGCAGCAAACGGCAAAAGUAUGCCUGCCGUGCCGGUAUCGUGCGGACUGCGGACGGGUCCGUUGAACCGUACAAAAAAAUCCCUCACUCGCAUCCUCUCGAACAGGAGGACGCUCAGGGAGAAGAGAAGCAGCCACCAUCAGAGACCAUCGUCGUCAAAGAUGAAGCGAAGAAGCAAAAUUCGGACACCUGCCAUCUGUUAGCAACGGAUCAGAAACUGUUGUUGUCUAUUGAGUACCAGAACCAUCGGCUGUACCGGCGUUACUUGCCACAGACGGGGAAGGUUAUCUACGAGUGUCCUCGAACACACUGUAACUUCAAUGUGACACUUUCGGAAGUUGGAAAGAUAGUACAGGAAAAAGGCACAGAGCACGAUUGUUCUAGGCAAAGUUCGAAUGAUGUUACGAGCAAGUGGAAAGAGCCGAAUCAGGAGACGGAGCAAUCGGAGCUGGGUUUGCCGUCGAGCAAAGCUAAUGGCGACGGUGAUGCUAAGAAUAAGGAGUCGGAUCGGGACCGACACCGAACGCCCGUUGAUGCUGCCGCGAAACGGAUCCGUCUCGACCCGAACCUCACCAAGGAAGAGAACAAGGAAAAGAAAGGGCUCGGUGGGCAGGAAAGAGUCAUGGAAGCCGACAACAGUCAGGCAGGUGAAGCCAUGGAGCAGGAUGGACCCAGUGCGCGUGAAGAAUUGCUACCGCCUCAGGACAACCGUGGCCCGUUAGAGAACCGUGAAGAAAAUGGCUUUCCCAGCAAUCAACUGGAACAGAUCUCCGACGAUUCCCUGGACGAUAUGAUCAUCGAAGAACAGUUUGUGGAUGCCGAGGAACUGAUACAAUUUUCAGACGUGACGCCAGCAGCAGUGAUAGAGGAAGAGACAGAGGUUACCGAAGGUAGCGCUGGCUCUGGGGAAAAAGCUACACGUCUCUCCACUGUCGACGGCCGGCUCAGUAAAUGAUGCAUCACAUGGUGGCCGAGUGAGUAGUUUUCCAUCUGAAACGAGAAACCGUCGAUUCAGUAAAAAUUAAACUUCAAAAGUUGGGCUUUAACCCUUUUCUUGAGAAUGAAAAGUAGGGAAACGCCACUUUACUUAUGGUUUGGUCAGUAGUUGAUUCGUUCCAACGGUGAUGGUGUCACUCUUGAAAAAAAGAUAACCUAUGACCACAUAAAUUUUAUCAUUUAUUACCGUCGGAUCGCAUCCUCGGUUUGUUACGUAUAAGAGUAGGAAUUAAUCAGUGGACAAUUCUUUAACGAUGAA